Molecule: messenger RNA, 1047 nt
Organism: Pestalotiopsis fici W106-1
Lineage: Eukaryota; Fungi; Ascomycota; Sordariomycetes; Amphisphaeriales; Sporocadaceae
Exons: 6
Coding region: 1-1047 (348 amino acids)
Cellular component (GO): cytoplasm; nucleus
Molecular function (GO): mRNA binding
Source: RefSeq, a predicted model, not a curated record
AUGGGUCGUCUCGUCUACGUCCGCGAAGACCGUGAAGCCGAGCCUCGAUUCAGUAAUUCACAGACAGGAGGAGCAGGAGGCCGCGGCGGCUUCGGUGGCGGUAUGCAAGGUGGUUAUGGAGGCGGUGGCUACGGCGGAGGUGGCAUGAUGGGUGGCGGUGGCGGCGGCGGCGGCGGCGCUGGCCGCCAGAUCUACGUGUCCAACCUCCCCUACACUGUUGGUUGGCAGGAUCUCAAGGAUCUUUUCAGACAAGCUGGUAAGAAAUACCUGCUUCCUUCUUUCGCAUCCCUAUCAAGACCUCUUCUGCUCCGGUCCAGGAACGGUGCGGUCAUUCGUGCGGACGUCCAUCUAGGCCCUGAUGGUCGACCCAAAGGCUCAGGCAUCGUCAUGUUUGAAAGCCCCGAUGAUGCCCGCAAUGCCAUUCAGCAGUUCAAUGGCUACGACUGGCAAGGUCGCCAACUAGAAGUCCGCGAAGACCGGUACGCUGGAGGCCCCGGCGGUGGCUUUGGCGGCGGCUACGGUCGCGGGGGCUUCGGAGGCCGUGGAGGUUUCGGCGGCGGCUUCGGCGGUCGCGGGGGCUUCGGAGGUCGUGGAGGUUUUGGUGGAGGUUACGGCCGUGGUGGAUACGGUGGAGGCGGUGGCGGUGGCGGUGGAUACGAUGCCGGUGCCACCGGUGGUGCUCAACCUGCCGCCCCCAACCCGUUCACCGACUAUGCCACGAGCGGUACCGAUCCCAGCGAGACUAUUUACGUGCGAAAUCUCCCAUGGUCCACUAGCAACGAAGACUUGGUGGAGCUAUUCACAACUAUCGGCAAGGUUGAACAGGCUGAGAUCCAAUACGAGCCAAGUGGCCGUUCCCGCGGAACCGGAGUUGUCAGAUUCGACAGCGCCGCGACAGCCGAGACCUCGAUCUCCAAGUUUCAGGGUUAUCAGUACGGCGGCCGACCUUUGGGCCUGAGCUUUGUCAAGUACCUGCCACCCGGCGGUAGUGGCGAUGCCAUGGAUACGGACGCUCACGGCGGUCUGACCCAGGAUCAGAUCAUGUGA